AUGAGUUCCUACGGUGGCGAAGAGAGCCUUCGAUCGCCCCGCAAGGGUAGCGGCGCGAAGCGAGGGAGCGAAGAUGAAGGCAUCAUUGGGACCGCGUCCCUGGAGGUCCUGUGCGCAGCCAAGCCCAAUACCAACACUGGACCAACGAUGUACGACGUUGCCUACACCCGAGGAGGGUGGAUUUGGCGCACCUCCCACCGCUACAGCGACUGGCUAUCCCUCAAGGAGCGCCUUCAAGCGGACUUCGGCAAAAGGAAUCUUCCGGACGACGAGCUGUUUCCGCAGAAGGAGGACGUGGGUGCUAUCAUCGUGAAAGUGCUGUCUUCUUGUCAGGGGUGCCGGGAGGGCGGCGGCCGUGCGGUGGGGCACCUCGAGGAGCGACGCCGCGGCCUGCAGGCCUACUUCUCACAGGUGCUGGAUGAGCAGAGAGAGCUCUGGGACUCGAGCGCCGACAUCAAGGCCUUCUUUUCCCCCGGCCCGCCCACGAGCUACAGCGCGGCUCUCUCGCGACGGAGGAGUGAGCAACUCAAGGAGGAAAAGCUCAAGGCAAAGGAGGCUUCGUCCGCCGCUUCGAUGAUGGCGUGCUCGCUCAAGUCUACCCUCGGAAGCCUGUUCGAGACGUCCCCGGCCACCACUCCGUCGGCUGCUGCAGCAGCAGCCAAGCCGUCGUUCUCCACGUACCCGUUCUCGACCUCCUCUUCGGCGCGAUCGACGUCGGUGUCGUCCUCCAUGUUCUCGCCCAGGCGGCCAGAAGACCAGUGGUCUGCAUCGGCAUCAUCGGCGGCAGCGGGGCCGGGGGUUGGGGCCGGGGGGGGUUCCUCGGGCUCGGUGAUCAACCGCCUCGCCGCCAUGAAGAAGCAGAUGCCGUCUCUGCGGGACAUUCUGUUCGACGACGCUCCGCCUCCGCCGACUGCCGGUUCGGUCAAUGGUUCGGUCAAUGGCUCGCGGGCGUCCAGCCGGCACAACAAGAUCCCUGCUUCGACCAACAAGCCGCCCUCGGAGUCGGGAGUGACGGAUCCAGACGGGGGCAUCUCGGAGGCGGGCGGCUCCAAGCACUCCAUCAUCUCCGACGCCUACCAGAAGUUUUGCGGCUUCUAGUUACGUGAGAAUGGGGGGUGGGGGGGGGAGGGUCACACUACGGCGAGCCGCACCGUAGGAAUAAGUCGCCCCAAUGUUUCUUGGCCAGCUUGGUGGUCACGGGGGAAUACUCGUCUGUUGUCUGUUCGUGUCCACACCCUCGUGGCAUGAUGACCCCGAGACGGCCGGCAAGCGGGCAAGAUUUGAGUCCUCUAGUGAGAAAUGACGUAGUCGGAAAGUUCUGCUUUGUCCUUCCACGACCAUGGUACGGGAGGAUGGGUUAGCACACCCCGGGUGGCCAUAAGGCUACACGUGUCAGUUGCAGUGACGCGUGUGGCAGGGGGGGGGGGGGGGGGAGACUAGCAGCGGUUGUCCCCUUGUACUUCCUUUUUUAUAAGAGGUCAAUGUCGGGAACAGCGUGGUGCAUCUUUGCAUGUAAAUAUUACGCCGCUGUUCGCGAGAGCGAUCGAUCACCGCGGUACCUCGCAAGGCUCUUGUAGUUUUGGUUAAGAGAAGUCAACGCACUCAUUUGAUACGAAGUACUUAGUAGAUCGGCGCCACUGAUGUGUUGUAUGCGAUCCGCGGGAGCCCUAUUGAGUGCAUUUCCCCGGUUCACGGCGGGUAGUCCCUGUUUAGGCGGCUACGUUACCCACUCACUUGUGUUCCGAAUGGAGUAUGAUUCGUUUGCUCAUGUCCUGUUUUUUUGUGUUUUGUUUAUUAUGGCGCUCGCGUCGGGUGAUGCUUCCGUGCGCCCAAAAGUGGGGUACUGCUGUCCAUAUUCGUUCUAUGUAUAUCUUCCACCACGCGCCUCCCUUAUUUCCCUCACGGUUUGUUGCUCUUGUGUUCUAACUCCGGGCUGGGAGGCGGUUGUCAUGUACCGUGGGAGGAGGAAUGCUUAGGGUACGAUGUGUCCGUGCGUAUCGUUGUUGUCGCAUGUGGUGACCUCCUCAGUCGUCAUUUGGUGAGGUUGCGCCUGCAUUACCUAUAGCUUUGUUUUUGGUGCUGUUGGUUUAUUUAGUGUGUGUUGUCGUUCAACGAAUCUGGCUCGGUGUUGUUGAUCAAUUUGUGCACGCGCGUUCGUACGAAGAAGAGCACGCUUUAUCUCCAAGAUGUAAGAAUGCAUGAGUAUUGUAAGGUACAUGGGGCCUCUUGUUCGGGAGGCCUUGCUGGCAGUUGGCAGAGAGAGCUGCUCGCAUGAUGACGGCAGAAGUAAUAUUAUUACCCAAUUUCGAGGAGUGUGCGCGGGGUAUGCUUAUCGAGGUGUUGGCGGCUGUGGGUUUACGAUA
Molecule: messenger RNA, 2363 nt
Organism: Ectocarpus siliculosus
Lineage: Eukaryota; Phaeophyceae; Ectocarpales; Ectocarpaceae
Source: the annotation of a GenBank genome assembly